AUGACGCAAGACCUCGGCAUUACGUAUCAAGACCUUGCCAACGCCCAAGCCAUUCAGCUCGUUGGCCUAGCUUCCAGCUGCGUCCUCUUUAUUCCCCUUACCAAAAAGUACGGACGCCGGUCGACCUAUGUCUUCUCCACGGCUCUCGUCGCAGCCUCAUCGUGGUGGAUGGCAUACAUGAAAACCAAGGUGGAACUCUAUUUAACCAGCCUGCUGUAUGGCCUUGCUGCCUCGACCACCGACACAUCAAUCGAGAUGUCGAUAAACGACUUAUUCUUCGUCCAUCAGAGAGCUACCGCGAAUGGUAUUUAUGCCGUAGCCGUCAUGGGCGGCAGUUUCCUCACGCCCAUGAUAGCCGGUGUCCAGGCCGAGGCACAAGGCUGGCGAGUCUCGUACAUGACGCUCGCGGGCUUCAUGAGUGCUAUUCACGUCAUUUUCAUCUUCUUCUUCGAAGAGAAUAAGUGGAUACCGACGAUUGAGGGCACGCAGGCGUCUACUUAUACUACCAAUGGUAAAAUUGACCUGGAGGCGGCUCCCUCCGCUACUCCCUCGACCUGGCAGAGGUACCGACAUGCGAUGCGGUUUCUCACCCAAACCGACGAAUCGUUGUUGAAGCUCGCGAUUGCUCCCGUAUACACUUGUUUCAUGCCACACGUCGUGUUUGGCUGGCUGCAGCUAGCAUCCGGCGUCUGCUGGCUUGUUGUUCUCUCAUCCGUUCUAACGAUAGUGUUUGCCGCGCCGCCGUAUAACUUUAAUCCAGCUCAAGUCGGCUACAUGUAUACCGGCCCGACGAUAGGAACCAUCCUGUCCUUCUUUUACGGAGGGCCCUUGACGGAUUGGGCUAUUGUGCGGCUGUCUCGAAGGAGUGGAGGGGUGUUUGAGGCCGAAAUGCGGCUGUAUCCUCUUAUUCUCCCUGCUAUUGUCAGCACAGGCGGUUUAAUCAUGUUUGGUGCGACGGCGGACAGGGUAAGAACUUGA
Messenger RNA from Metarhizium brunneum ARSEF 3297, 978 nucleotides. RefSeq lists its product as uncharacterized. Gene Ontology annotation, biological process: transmembrane transport. Lineage: Eukaryota; Fungi; Ascomycota; Sordariomycetes; Hypocreales; Clavicipitaceae. Gene Ontology annotation, molecular function: transmembrane transporter activity. The record is from RefSeq and is a predicted model, not a curated record. Gene Ontology annotation, cellular component: plasma membrane.